Beta vulgaris subsp. vulgaris (sugar beet) is the source of this 1570-nucleotide messenger RNA. Its product is annotated as probable ribose-5-phosphate isomerase 2. The coding region runs from base 533 to 1339 and encodes 268 amino acids. The transcript has a single exon. The record is from RefSeq and is a predicted model, not a curated record. Gene Ontology annotation, biological process: pentose-phosphate shunt, non-oxidative branch. Gene Ontology annotation, molecular function: ribose-5-phosphate isomerase activity. Lineage: Eukaryota; Viridiplantae; Streptophyta; Magnoliopsida; Caryophyllales; Amaranthaceae.
AAAAUCAAAAAACAGAUCUUCGUAAAUGAUAAACCAUCCAAAAUGAAUCCAAAACUUCGCCGCCACAUUAACACGCCUUCUCUUUACUUUUCCAACAAAUAAUAAACAUUGCCUUUAAUCAAGUUACACAACGUUCUUCCCCCUUUCAUGGUCAAACAAUCUUCCUAGACUUUUUGAAGGUUCUCAAAUAAACCCUAAUUAAACUACUCGUAUUAAGUACUAGUAUCUCUUCUCCUCCGUCCACCACUCAAACCCAUCUUAUCAUCUUUUCUCUAUAAAUUUCCCAAACAAUCCCUUAUCUUUCUUGCACAUUUCACUUUCUUCUCCUCCAUUCUUUUCUGGGUAUCUCCCAAAAUCCCCCCCUUUUUUUUUAUUGAAUUCAUACUUGCUAUAAUUUUAUAACCUAUAAGUUUGAUUUUUCUCCUCCAUUCUUUUCUGGGUAUCUCCAAAAAUCCUUCCUUUUUUAUUACAUUCAUAUUUGCUAUAAUUUCAUAACCUAAAGUUUUAAUUUUUCUAUAUAACCCCACAAAGAAUGGCAAUUCCUUGCACACAUUUUAUAUCCUCAGAGAAAGCAGCAAUGGAAAAUGGUUUUAUGUUGGGUUCACCAUCUUCUUCUUCUUCUGCUCGUGUUUUGACCCAAGAUGAAUUGAAGAAAAUCGCAGGUUAUAAAGCUGUUGAAUAUGUUGAAUCUGGUAUGGUAAUUGGUUUAGGAACUGGGUCUACUGCAAAACAUGCAGUUGCAAGAAUUGGUGAAUUGUUACAACAAGGAAAACUUGAAAACAUUGUUGGAAUUCCUACUUCAAAGAUGACCCAUGAACAAGCAAUUUCAUGUGGUAUUCCUUUAUCAGAUCUUGAUACAUACCCUGUUGUUGAUCUUGCAAUUGAUGGAGCAGAUGAGGUUGAUCCAUUUAUGAAUUUAGUUAAAGGAAGAGGUGGGUCAUUAUUAAGGGAAAAGAUGAUUGAAAGUGCUUGCAAGAAAUUUAUAUGUAUUGUUGAUGAAACUAAGUUGGUUAAGUAUUUGGGUGGUAGUGGAUUAGCUAUGCCUGUUGAAGUUGUGCCAUUUUGUUGGAAAUUUUCAGCUCAAAGAUUGAGGAUUUUGUUUCAAGAUUCUGGGUGUGUUGCAAAACUUAGAACUUACCCUGAAAAUGGUCAGCCUUUUGUUACUGAUAAUGAAAAUUAUAUCAUUGAUUUGUAUUUUAAGAAAGAUAUUGGGGAUCUUAAUGUUGCAAGUGAUGCAAUUUUGAGGCUUCCUGGUAUAGUGGAGCAUGGUAUGUUUCUUAACAUGGCUACUACUGUUAUUGUGGCUGGUGAGCUUGGGAUUAGUAUUAAGGAUAAGUAGGGUUUUUAAAAGUUAUGUUUUAGGGAUUUUUUUUCUGAAUUAGGUGAAAUUUUGAUUGAGUAGACUGAUUUGGGAUUAGUCUUUCAAUUCAUGUAUGGAAACUGUUUUGAGUUUCCUCUAGUAUUAUUGACUAAUGAUAUCAAAUUGUACCUCUUUUUGAUAUCAAAUUGAUGAUCAAUGGUUAGAUGCUUCUAUCAAGUCUUAUAGAAGUACUACAUUAUUUUACUAUUA